Molecule: messenger RNA, 1935 nt
Organism: Exophiala xenobiotica
Lineage: Eukaryota; Fungi; Ascomycota; Eurotiomycetes; Chaetothyriales; Herpotrichiellaceae
Exons: 2
Coding region: 75-1805 (576 amino acids)
Biological process (GO): proteasome-mediated ubiquitin-dependent protein catabolic process; regulation of proteasomal protein catabolic process; protein deubiquitination
Molecular function (GO): protein binding; cysteine-type deubiquitinase activity; proteasome binding
Source: RefSeq, a predicted model, not a curated record
GGCAUUUCCAAGCAUCUCUUUUUACAUCUCUUGCACCCUUCUAGAUCUUCUACAUUCUCGUAUUUGCAGAGAAGAUGGCGACAAUUCCGAUCAUCAUCAAGCAUCAGGGCAAGAAGUACAAUGUCGACCUCGACCCCUCCGCAAAUGGCGAAAUGCUCAAGUUCCAACUUUUCUCCCUCACCGGCGUCGAACCCGAACGACAGUCACUUCUGAUCAAAGGCGGAAAGCUCAAAGAUGACACCGAUCUGUCCAAGCUCAAUGCCAAACCAGGCCAGAUAUUUACCAUGCUUGGGACUGCAUCGUCCGAAGGAAGUGCUCUUGUGGCGCCAGUUGAGAAACCCAAAUUCCUAGAAGACAUGACCGCAGCAGAGGUUGCCGCGCAGGAAGGGGCCACGCCCGCUGGUCUUCAGAAUCUUGGAAACACCUGCUAUCUCAAUUCUACCUUGCAAGUCCUGCGAAGCAUACCAGAAAUGCAAGAAGGGCUCAAAACAUACAAUCCCGAUCUAGCCACCUCAAGCACUUUACAAGAUCUGAGUCGCUUUGGCCUGGGUGGUCUCGGUUCAUCCAACGAUUUGACUGCGCAACUGCGAGACCUCUACAAGCAAAUGUCGGAGACCCAGGAAGGAUUUCCACCAUUGAUGUUCUUGGACGCUCUGCGAACCGCAUAUCCACAGUUCGCCCAAAAAGCUAAGAACGGCCACGGCUAUGCGCAGCAGGAUGCCGAGGAGGCUUGGUCACAAAUUCUACAGCAGCUGAGACAGAAACUCAAGAUCACAGAGAAGAGCUCGCCUGACCAGAAGGAAAUCGCAUUUAUCGAUCGAUACAUGGCUGGCACGUUCCAUGCUUCACUUGCGCCACCUGCGGAGGCUGCUGAGAACGAACCUGUUAUCGAGUCUGACGACACCUUCUUGAAGCUAGACUGCCACAUCGACCAGUCCAUCAAUCACCUCCGAGACGGACUCAUGGCUGGUUUGACAGAAGAGAUUGAGAAGAAUUCUCCCACUCUUGGAAGGGACGCGAUCUACACCAAGACUUCUAGAGUGUCCCGGCUACCCAAAUACUUGACGGUGCAUUUCGUGCGAUUUUUCUGGAAAAAGGACGUGCAGAAGAAGGCAAAGAUUUUGAAGAAAGUUACCUUCCCCGAGGAACUGGACGUUGUGGAAUUUUGCACCGAUGAUCUCAAAAAGAGACUGAUCCCUGUCCGCGACAAGGUCCGCGACAUUCGAAAGGACGAGCAGGACGUAGAGAGAGCUCGGAAACGACAAAAGCUUCGUCACAAGCAAGAAGAAGAUCGCAAGCACGACGAGACGUUUAAAGCACAGGAAGCAGCUCCUAUUGCCAAGCUCCGGGAUCAAAAGGAUCCUAAAGAGAAAGAGGCUGAAGGAGGUGAAAUGGACGUCUACAAAACUGAUGCAGAGUAUGAAGCGGAACGUGCAGAGUCCAUCAAGCGUGCCAAGAAGGAGCUCUAUGCGCUGAUUGAUCAACAGCUUGCAGAAGAUGAAGGCGCCAACAAGUCCGGCUUGUAUGAGUUGAGAGGUGUCAUUACUCACCAGGGGGCCAGUGCUGACAGUGGACACUACACCAGUUUCGUCAAGAAACAAGGCAAGGUUGUGGAUGACCCCAAGGCACCUGGCGGCAAGCGUAGAGAAGACGAUGGAAAAUGGUGGUGGUUCAAUGAUGACAAAGUCAGCGAGGUUGAUGCUGAAAGAAUCAUGACUCUGGCUGGUGGUGGCGAGAGUGCUUCCGCUCUCAUCCUUUUGUACAGAGCCAUCGACCUGCCUACCAGAGACGAAAUCCAAGAGUGAUGGCUAGAAAGAAUGGAGAGUGUCAGUUGUAUGUUAGUCCAGCGAUUUUGCAUUCAACAGCGUGCAUAGCGGAAGUAACAGCAUCAGCCCGACGUAGAAUAAAAUAGACCAAGAAUCCACAGAGUUUGAC